AGAGUCGAUUGGUAGCUGACUAACGAAAACAAACGGUCGGAGGAGACGGCGUGCUCUGUCUAUCAGUAUACACAGUGCCUCAUAAGCACCCAGUAGGCGAGUGACAAACCGUGCGCUCUCACACUUUGCCAUCCUGCCAGAUACAGAGAAACAAUGGGAGACGAUAACUGAGGCAACCACAAAGAGAAACACACCGAGACCGACUAUGGCUGUGGACGCUGCGUCCAGCUUCAGUUUCUGCCGUGCAUCCCUGGAGCAAACAGUGUCUGCAGAGGAGCUGAGCUACCAACUGCCUCGCCGGCCAGGGUCUAGUCUCGCCUGGCAUGAUGGGAGGGGACAGAUGAACACGUACACACGCACCGUCAAACUACUGCAGCAACCUGGCACAGAGGGCAUACAGCUGCAUCCAGGGGGAGCCUUCACUGUUUACCACACCAGCCCUACGCUGUCCAGCCUGUCCAAACCAGUGGUGCUUUGGACCCAACAGGACGUCUGCAAGUGGCUGAAGAAACACUGUCCACACAACUACCUAACCUAUGUAGAAGCCUUCUCCCACCACGCUAUCACAGGUCGUGCAUUGCUGAGGUUGAACGGGGAGAAGUUGGAGAGGAUGGGCAUCUUCCAGGAGACACUGAGACAGGAGGUUCUACAGCAGGUCCUUCAGCUACAAGUCAGAGAAGAGGUCCGCAACCUGCAACUGCUCAGCAGAGAGAGAGAGUGA
Messenger RNA from Salvelinus fontinalis (brook trout), 721 nucleotides. RefSeq names its product sterile alpha motif domain-containing protein 10-like. The record is from RefSeq and is a predicted model, not a curated record. NCBI's taxonomy places the organism in Eukaryota, Metazoa, Chordata, Actinopteri, Salmoniformes, Salmonidae. Gene Ontology annotation, cellular component: cytoplasmic side of plasma membrane. Gene Ontology annotation, molecular function: protein binding. Gene Ontology annotation, biological process: cell surface receptor protein tyrosine kinase signaling pathway. The coding region runs from base 206 to 721 and encodes 171 amino acids. The transcript is spliced from 4 exons.